CAAACUUUCAUGUCAUACACAUGGCUUGAACUUCCUUGUCAAAGUAGACGUUCAGACGUCGUAAAAAUGAUUCCGUGGCGCGGCGAAGUCGUUUUGAUGUUAUUGCUGCCGCUGUGUGCCUUGUCGGAGGAUGACAACGAGCGAGUAAAGAUACCGUCGCUAUGUGAAGUAUGCAAGUUUUUGACAGUGGAGUUAAAAGACCGACUUCAUGAAACUGGCAAGUCGAAAGAGGUUCUUAAGACAGGUCAAGGUCUGGUCAGUAAGAGGAAAAUCAAGUAUCAGACAUCAGAGCUGCGUUUGAUUGAAGCUCUGCAGGAGCCUCAUGUAUGUGAGAAGAUCUUAGAGUACAACAUCCAUGCAGAGAAGGAGGGCAGUAAGCGGUAUGCCAAGGGAAGGAGCGAGACGAUGGAGACACUGCAUGGCCUGGUUGCCAAGGGUGUGAAGGUGGAACUGGGGAUGCCCUAUGAGAUGUGGGACAAACCAUCAGCAGAGGUCACUCACAUGCAGAGAAAGUGUUUCUCUAUUGUGGAGGAUUAUGAGGAUGACAUAGAGACCUGGUACUACCAUCAUCAGGACCGCGACUUGACACAGUAUCUGUGCGAGGAGAGGGUGCUCAAUAAAGCUGAUACAGGUUGUCUGGAUGAAGGAUCACAGUCCCAUAGUGAGAAGAAGGCCAGUAAAGGAAACCUGAAGGGUGACACUGGUUCAACUGAUAACCUGUCUGAUGAGGUUCCUGUAGUCAGUGAUGAUGACCAUGAUGAACUUUGACCUUAGCCCCCCUCCCAAUCAUUCAUGAUUUCAUUCAUCUUGAACCAUUUUCCGUGAGCUGUCCUUGGCGAGUGUUUGUGAGAGAGUUAACAGGGGUUCAAGGGAAAUGGUGCAGAGUAAAGAUGGAAGUACACUUAAACUUCCUUUCCCCAAAACACGAACAUUGCUUUAAGAAAAGAUGUGUAAUUUGUGAUGCCUGCAGAAUUGUCAGUAGUACUGUGGUUGGAUACUGGCAUUCAGUUGCCAACAAACUACUGAGUGAGUGAGUGAGUGAGUGAGCGAGCGAGCAGCAACAGAGGUCUCUCUUUUUGAAGAUCUUAAUCAGCUUAAGAGGUUAACAUUGUUUGAAAUGCAAUGCUUCUUAUUUUUUGUAAGAGUGUUGAUCUGCUUUAAUAAUGCGUUUUCCUUUGUUGUCUUAAGUUUCAGCAAGAUGUAUUUCAGUUUUCAACAUGUAAUUAUAUGUGAUGGUAUCCAUGUACUGGUCAGUUCCUACUCUAGGUCCCCUGCUGUUGGUAGUGCGCUGUGUAUUAAACUCAUAUAUCCCUAGGAGUCCAAAGAUGAAGCUUGACGUCACCUUUCGGUGGCCUACUGACACCAGCAGUGUAAUGUUGUGUUAGGUAGUUGUACUGAAGCAGUCUCAUCACAGGUCAAGGUCAUUCAUUCUGUAAUUCAGCCAUUAGGUCAUCUAACCCUGCAAGUAUUACCGACUAUUGUGUCCACAUUUCAUCUACUCCAGCAAGGCAGUGCAGGAUAUUUAUUGGGCGCAAACGGGGCAGGCGCUUCAGGAACAUCUUUGGUCACUAUGUUUGGGGACAGAUAAUUUCUUGGAUGGGACUCCCAUGAAGGUCAGGAUUGGUCUUCAGCAGGCCAUGCUUGUAAGA
Haliotis rubra (blacklip abalone) is the source of this 1649-nucleotide messenger RNA. Its product is annotated as protein canopy 4-like. Lineage: Eukaryota; Metazoa; Mollusca; Gastropoda; Lepetellida; Haliotidae. The coding region runs from base 10 to 768 and encodes 252 amino acids. Gene Ontology annotation, molecular function: signaling receptor binding. The record is from RefSeq and is a predicted model, not a curated record. The transcript is spliced from 7 exons. Gene Ontology annotation, cellular component: endomembrane system.